AAUUAAAGGAACCAUAACCAACCUCUCGGCCUGUAGAUGACUACAAUUCCACAGAGACAGCCGCCGGAUGACGAUGACCGGCCUGCGGGUCUCAAGCUAGCUCGAAAUCACCACGGAUUCCAAAGAGACAACGUACCCACAAACCCAACCCCUUAUGCUGGACGAGAUGUUAUGCAUCGCUUACAACCACGCCCUGAAGAUCCCAGAGUGUCAAUGGAGAACGAUGGCAAUACAAUGCCAUCAUUCAGUAAUCCUCCCAGACCUUACCUUCAGGGACGUGCUCCUUCACUUUCUGGUCACUCACCUUCUGUACCUGCGAGGUCACCCUAUCGAAUUAGAGACUCACAGGCAUCAGUAAGAAUGAGUGAGAAACCACAAGAACGCAUUAUAUCUCACCAUGCGAUUGAAGAACCAGUCAGUCGAUUAAGACAUCUUAGUGCUGCAGACCGGACAAGUCUAUCGGUAGAACUUAGCCGUCUAUGGCGAUAUAAACCGGAUCUGACACCAAAAGUACCAAGUAUCAAGUUGGCAGUGGACGGAACAGACGAUCUUCUUCUUCAGCUGUUAGUUUCUCAGGCUUGUCUGGAUGCCCGUGACUUUGAGAUCCUUUCCUUUGAGCAAUUGGACACGUUAAAACAGAAGCAUCACAAGGCAGCCGAUCGCCUGUCAACCGCUGCAUCUCGCCUUGAACUAGAAACAAAAAUCAACCACGCCACUCGCUCACUUGCUUACCUAGACAGUGUCAGUAAAGAGAACGGGGCACCUACUAAGGAACAACUAGAAGCCACAGAAACGAAAACAAGUGAACUAACAGCAGAAGUGUGUCGACUGACUAAAGAAGCAGCAGAACUCCAACGAAAACUACUUUCUCACACAGCAGGCGUCUUGAAUGCUGGCGUUCAACGUCUAGAAACAAAGGUUAACGAAACCCUGGUAUCACAACCACAACCACAACCACAACAACAACAACAACAACAACAACAACAACAACAGUUAGUACCACAACCAGUAGCGGCAUUAGUGGCUACCCCAGAGACGGAGGACCAAAGGAAUGGGCAGGAGCGGAUGGCGAGGACACUCGACAUGCUCUUACGCCAGCAUCAGACUAAAUAUGUGGAUGCAAAUGGAAACGGGGACAGGGACGGAUACGGAGACUCGGAUGCGACAACUGACUCGGACAGUAGUGACACAUCGGCAAAAGAGCCAUCCAGGGGUCGAAGAUCAGUCCUUGCACGUAUAGGGGAUUGUCUGGAAGCCUACCGCUCGCAGACACGUGAGCUAGAACGUCGUCUAGAGAGAGCAGAAAGUCAACAGGAGAUAAAGGACAUGUCAGAGAAGAAGUUGGAAAUCCAACUGCGCGCCAUGCAAGACCGCAAAGAGGCUGCAGAGGCCCGAUGCCGCACACUCGAACAGGAAGUAUCCUCUCAACAGAAUUUAGCCACAACAGAGCGGCUCCGUGACCAGCUCGCACAGGCGCUUCAUGAGAACGCUCGGCUCCAGAAUUCAUUAGAGAACAGUCAGGCAGAAGCACUGUCUCUCAAGGCAGCCGUGGUCGAACUAGAAGUCCAGGCUAGUAAAGUGGCUGCACAAACCGACCAUCAGUCUCAGACAGAAGCCCAUCGGAAGUCAGAGCUCGACCAGUGUCGGGAUGAACUGAUGGUCCUUCGAAAUGAGAAGGAGCGGUGGGAACGCACGAUGAAACGCUCGUCUGUCUUACAGCUUAUGGAAGGUGGAAGCGAUAGUCUGAGAGCCAAAUACGAACAGCAGCUUGAAGAGCAGGCACAAGAGUAUGAAGCACAACUUAAAGAACAAGGUGCUUUAUUGGACAGGACCAGUCGUACAUUGGCCAAAACAGAAGAAGAACGUGACAAAAAGGCUGCGAUUAUCGGCGAUAUCGAAGAAUUAUUGCGAGAGAAGAUUCGCACUAUGGACAGUCGCGAUAACAAGAUCACUCUUCUCAAAGCUGAAAUGCGUGCCCUUCGAGCCGAACACGCACAACAGAUACAGCAAAUACAGCAAGACCAACAAUCUUCAGGAGGAGGAGCAGCAACAGCAGCAACUGAGGAAGCACUACGAGAAGCUCAAAGAGAAUUUUCUAAACGUGAAGCAGCUUGGAUGGAUCAAAGCACUUCUAUGGAAGCUAACUUUGAAGGUAUUCUAAAAGAGUAUGAUCGUCUGACAGGCUCUGCGAUGGAAUUUGAAGGCGAUCGAAUGAAGUAUCAGCGGCGUAUAGACGAUCUUUCUCGGCACAUAAGUCAACUGGAACAUGUCCUUGCUGAAGAACAGAUCCGCAAACUGGGUCAUUCUGGACCUGACCCUCCCACGACGGCCAAUCUUCGCAAAGAGUUUCGCCAGAUGGUUAAUGAUAUGAAGGCAGACCACCAGCGAUCCCUUGAGAAAGCAACCGAGGAGAAGCGGGGGCUUGAAACCCAGGUCAAGAAUCUUAAACAUGAGCGUGAGAUGGUGCUCUAUGAACGAGUCAAUAAGGGUGUCCAAACAUAUUUCACUCUUGAAUAAUAUCACCAAUUUGUUUUUAAUACAUGUACACUUUUCUUUAAUAAAUUUACCCUUUUUCUUU
Messenger RNA from Phycomyces blakesleeanus NRRL 1555(-), 2578 nucleotides. RefSeq lists its product as hypothetical. Lineage: Eukaryota; Fungi; Mucoromycota; Mucoromycetes; Mucorales; Phycomycetaceae. The transcript has 4 exons. Bases 37 to 2517 code for a protein of 826 amino acids. The record is from RefSeq and is a predicted model, not a curated record.